Messenger RNA from Monodelphis domestica (gray short-tailed opossum), 3947 nucleotides. It is a transcript of the gene NRAS, whose product is annotated as NRAS proto-oncogene, GTPase. Gene Ontology annotation, biological process: signal transduction. Gene Ontology annotation, cellular component: membrane. The record is from RefSeq and is a predicted model, not a curated record. Gene Ontology annotation, molecular function: GTP binding; GTPase activity. NCBI's taxonomy places the organism in Eukaryota, Metazoa, Chordata, Mammalia, Didelphimorphia, Didelphidae.
GACUAUUGCUCAGUCGGUGCGGACUGAUGACGUAGAGGGUGGGGCCGGAAGUGUCGCUCCCCGGGUGGGGGCUGUUCAUGGCGGUUCCGGGGUCUCCGGCACAUUUACCGGUUGUAGGGUUGAGUCCGGCCGAAGUUGAGGCGGCGGAGCUCGAGGUCUUUGCUGGUGUGAAAUGACCGAGUACAAACUGGUGGUGGUCGGAGCUGGCGGUGUGGGGAAAAGCGCCUUGACCAUCCAGCUCAUCCAGAAUCACUUUGUAGACGAGUAUGAUCCUACGAUAGAGGACUCUUAUCGAAAGCAAGUAGUUAUUGAUGGUGAAACCUGUUUGUUGGACAUACUCGACACAGCUGGACAGGAAGAGUACAGUGCUAUGAGAGACCAGUAUAUGAGGACAGGCGAAGGCUUUCUCUGUGUGUUUGCCAUCAACAAUAGCAAAUCAUUUGCAGAUAUAAACCUCUACAGGGAACAAAUUAAACGAGUGAAAGACUCUGAUGAUGUGCCUAUGGUGCUGGUGGGAAAUAAGUGUGAUUUGCCAACAAGGACAGUUGACACAAAACAAGCUCAUGAACUAGCCAAAAGCUAUGGAAUUCCCUUCAUUGAAACCUCAGCCAAGACCAGACAGGGUGUUGAAGAUGCUUUUUACACACUGGUAAGAGAAAUACGACAGUACCGCAUGAAAAAACUCAACAGUAGCGACGAUGGGACUCAAGGUUGUCUAGGUCUCUCGUGUGCAGUCAUGUAACCAAAUUGAGUUUGGAAUUUCAUCCUCAGAAAAGAGCCACCUUUUGAGCUGCACUGAUACCCUGGUCCUGACUUACCUGGAGGAGAAGUAUUAAAUACUCAUCUUCAGUCUCCCUGUGAAGCCCCUUGCCACUUUCCCAGUGCCCAGUAGUAGAUCAGCACAGAGUUCUCUUGUCUGUUCUCUACUUGAGAAGUUCUCAGAACAACUACCUCCUCACUCAGUUGUCUGACCAGAGAAAUGCGCCUCUCCUUACCAGUAUGUCUUCUCCCUGGGCUUUUUCUCUCUGGGCUUUUUGUUUUUUUUCCUCUCUAGGUUUUUCAUUUGAAAAGAAAUUCAUGCUCUGAAACAGAGAACCAAACUGUCAAAAUACUGUUGAAAACAGCAUAUUGAGCUCCAGAGUACCAACUGCCAGUGAUUUUUCUUUUUUAAUGUUGAACUUGGACCUGUGUUGAUAUUUGGAGCAAUGUUAUGAAUAACUUUUGUUGAAGUCACUGUCUGGUUUUGUUUGUGAUGUUUCCUGCCACAUUUGCUAACCUGGCAUCUGCUCUUUCUAUCCCCAGUAUGAAAGCAUACUCCAAGCUCAGCUGUAGUACCUGUUGCUAAUAUUGAAUUUUAUGUCCACUCUGGUUUGCCUCUACUUUUAUGUGAUUAGAAACGCCUUUCCUAAUGAAGUGCCUUUUUCCUAGAAGUGAUUUGUAGAAUUUUCCCAUUAUAUUCUAUGAGGAAAUCAUUCAAAGGAGUUGGUCUCUCAUAAACGAUAAUACAUUAAGAUGAAUAUCAGAGUGUCUAUGGCCAGUCCCCUUGUGUAGGAUGGAUAGGCAAGCAUGUCUGAUAUCCUUUAUCUUUAUAAUCUCAGAUAUGUUGUGCCUGGUUUCCCAGUGACCUGUUUAUGGAAUCUCCAGGGAGAAAUCUGAAACUAGAAAUAUUUAAGAAACUUUUUACUUAGUCUCCACUUUUUUGGGCCCCUCCCCCCAUGUUAUUGCCUACAAAUUGUACAUGCAAUUUGUUAUUUGUGUUCCCUUUAGCUUUAUUCUUAUACAGAAGAUAAAAAAUUUAGCACUUAAGAAACAGCCAUAAUAUGCUAAUUUGAACCAUGCAUUUACAGUCGGGUAGGCCUUAUAAUAAUUUAGGUGCGACUUCAAAAGGUGCAACCAAUGAUCUUCAAUUGUUAAAUGCAAUAUAUUUAACAAAAUUAAUAGUAAUUAAAUUGUAUUUGUAUCAAUUUCACUACAUUCAUCUGGCUUUUAUCAACUGUUAUACACAUUAUUUGGGGGACAAGGUGUGCCUUACCAUCCCAAGUUAGCUAGUUUGUUCACUUGGCUAGAGUAUGGUGCUAAAGAGACCAGGGUCACAGGUUUGAUACUAGCGCUAGCCAUUUAUUGCCAUGAAAAGAAAAACUGCCAUGGUCACAGACUACACUCCUAAUUCCAGAUAAUUUUAUCAUCAUGGGUAUAUGCAACUCUUAGAUUCUGUGAGUCUGUGUUCCCUUUGGAGGACAGAGUAUGGAAGUCAUUGUUACUGUAUGAAUUGCCUAAGAUUAGGUAGAGUCAUAGCAUAUCAGUCCAUCAUUUAUUAAAUGUCUGCUAUGUGCCUAUGUGCCCUGUAUCUGCUGUGUAAAUAAAAAUGUGAGACAAAAUGAACAAUCCAUGUGCCAUAGGGAUCCAUACAGUUACAAGUUUUACACAGAGUAUCUUUUACCCUGCGAGCCUUUUCUUCAGUACGUUCUCAGCACAGUUGUUAGUCUAAACUGGACCAAAAUCCAGAUUUAGAAAUGCUUUCCAAUUAGAUCCUUGUUAAACUUAAGCGUAAUAACUGGCUUGAUGAGUUGAUAAACCUUACUGUUGUGAGCAAGUUAACAUCUAAGGUAGUCAGAUUAAAAGUAUGGAUUUAGGAUGUUUGUGGAUGCUGAAAACCUACCUUCAGUUACCUUGAAUUCCGAGAGCUCAGCUUUCCCCCAAGUUAAAUGUUUAGUCAGCUGUUACAAAUUUUGUAUUCCUUUCCAGCUGGUAUUUGCUAUUAAAGGUUGUGAGUUCAAGAGUGUGAAGAUAGAAUAUCCUAUUUGGCUGAUGCUACACUGUUUACUCCACAAAUGUUUCUAUGAAGUGCUGUUUAUAUUCAAACAGCUUAGUGUAGAUUCUUGGUAAUAAAAUACUAAACUUGAAAAGCAUCACAGUAUCGGGCUUGUGAAAAGUAGAAUUAAGAAUAAAAAUUUGCAACUCCUUGUUCUAUGGAUCCCAAGUACAUUCCUGAAAUGGAAUUCCUUCCAAAAAUUCCCCAAAAAUUGAAUUUUUAACCUUAGUGAUAUGUGGUUUAAAAAAAAAAUUCAACAUAUUCAUAGGAAAUUUUCAUAUUCUUUCUCUUCCUCCUGAAUUUUGGUUAAGUAAGAGUAAUCUAAUUUUACCUUAACUUUGGGAAGUUUCUUUUUCCUCUGAGCCUUCCAUAAUCCUUUAAACCCAAAUGUAGCAUGUCUGCCUUCUAGGACACAUGAAACAAGUAAAAAAAUUAGAUAGCUUAACUAAUAAUAUGACCUGAAGAAUCACAAAGAAGAAAAAGGCAUUCACUGGGGUAAAUGUUAAGUUUUGGUGGUUUGUAUUUGUAACUGACAAUAUUUUAGUUUAUUUUUCAUCUUUACCACUAGAUUUCAUGUAGUUAUGUGACCUUCGGUAAGUCAUUAGAUGUCUAGGCCUCAGCAUAGAAUUGGGCUCUAGAAAUCUUUCCAAUUCCAACAGUCUGUGAUUCUACCAGCAUGUGACUAAUGUUUUUCAUAUCAUUUUGUUUUCCAAAGGAACCAUUUGGUUCAAAGUGGUAUUUUCCAUGUCAAAGUAUCUGUCACACAGAUUUCCAAAUAACUGGUGACAGAAUUCAAGAGUGACCUUGGAAAGGGAAUUUCAGGUCAUUCCUGUGACUGUUCUUAGCAUAACUCCUAAAUGGGUUGGGGGUGGGGAUUGGCUCAUUAGGAGUUAUGUAACAUAUAUUUUUGUGCUACCAAAUGCAGGAAAGUAUAUUAAUUGUGCACAUCUGCUGUUUAAACUGGAGCUUAUUGACCUCCUUGGUCCUACACAAAAGGGCUAGUAUUUUAAGUUGAGAUUUUGUUGUAAAUUAAUCCAUCUUAAAAAGACUUUUUGUUCAUUUGAAUUUAAAGUUGGUUAUUGUUCUUGUCAAAUGAUUUUUUAAAAAAUAAAACUGGAAAUUCAUUGGUUAUUAA